Messenger RNA from Danaus chrysippus (African queen), 3006 nucleotides. The record is from the annotation of a GenBank genome assembly. Lineage: Eukaryota; Metazoa; Arthropoda; Insecta; Lepidoptera; Nymphalidae.
AUGAUUUUUACUCCAAUUUAUAUAGCGAUGACUUUCAUCAAAACUUGGCGCAUUCGUUCGUUCAGAUCUCGAUUAUUGGAGUUCUUGAGUGGUAACACAAGUGUGGCCUUCUGUAAAGUUCCCGAAAACGCUCCAGAGACCCCGACACUCAGUUCAAAAUUAUGUACUAACCCAAAGAAUGCGUAUCUAUGUGAUCUCCUUGAUUAUACUAACGCAUCACGGAUAUGCAGCAUGAAGCCUACACAAUGCAUUGAUAUAAACGACUGGGUAGCAUGUACUGGGGGAUUGCCUUUAGGAAACGAGUACAAUCUACCCGUCGAUGAUUUUAAUGUUGAGGUGCUUUUUGAAUGCGAGAUGGAUCCGCAUGGGGAUAGCUCAUAUCAAAAUAUAAUAACUUUGGAAUCGAUGGGUCAACCUAUCGCUUGGAAGGCCGGUUCACAUUUAGCUAUAGUAUUAAAAACGAAUAUUGAGCAUCUGAGUCUGGUUGGCUUCCAUUUUGUUGGUGGGGAAUUCAUUAUUGAUCACAAGUUGCCCGUUGUUAGGAUACAAACCGUAAAACUUUCUGGCGAACCCAAUAAAGCUGUCGAUUUAUCAAUGCGGGGACUGCGUAGUGAACUUCAGCAUAGUUUGAAAUUAUCCCACGAGGAAUUCCAAUGGCCUCUCCACGCGGCUCUCUUACGAAAACUGUCAAAGGUCGUUGAUAUUAAAUCAGAAAGACGGAGCAUAGAAAUGAAUGGAGGCAGUAAUAAAGUUAUAGAUACGUCACCAAGAAAGAAAGUCACACUACACGACGUCAGUACAAUCACAACUAAAUCACUGGGAGAGGAGGAAAAGCCUGAAGUAACCAAAGAAUUGAGUGUAAUUGAAGUGAAACCUGAGAAAACUGAAAUACUCGUUGAGAAAAUAGUGAAGGAAAUAGUCCACAAAUCACCAGAAAGAAAAAUAAGGAGGUCCCCAGAAAAAAUCAUAAACAAAUCACCGGAAAAGAAUCUAGUUGUGCCAGAAAACGGCGAACUAGUUGUAGAAAACGUGACCGUAGAAAUACAACACAACAUAACACCAAAGAAAUCUAGUCUCAAAUUGGAUCUCAAAAAGGGCACGAGCCAAGCUUCGUCAUCGCUACUCAAUAUCUCGAGUCAAAUUAAAUCUAUAACGACUCACAAAAGAGUAGUUAGCACGACCGCGCCAAAACGCCCACAGAGUUCAGCUUCGAAUUAUUCAAACAUUAAAGAGGAUACACCAAAGAGUUCGCCAUCGCAAAUGACGCCCAAGUCAGCCAAAAGUUCCCGUCCAUUAGUGAAUACUAAGUCCUUGAACGUUUUAAUAUAUUCAGAUAGUGUAGUGGCUAGGGAUAAUCUGGAAUCGUCAUUGAGGAAAGUUCUAGACUGUGAUCGGUACACAGUAUACAGCGUGUCAGCGGCUUCUCUACUCGGAGGCGCGUGGCGUGGCCGGGCGGCGUUAGUGGCUGUUGCAGGUUGCGCUGGGAGAGCGGCGCCUUUACUUCUGGCACAUCUUUUAGAUGGAGGAAGACUUCUGGCUCUGUGUUCCGACCUGCUACACACUGUACUACCACACUAUAAAACCGCUGAGAUAAGGGAAAACGAAGUGGUUCAAUUCUCAUAUGACAAAUGGGAAUCAGUUAAAAUGAAACACCACAUAUUCUGCUACCAGGCGUCGCCUGCAAAGAAGCAAUUCUCAACAGAGAGUGACAGACAGCCAUCUAAAUACACGGGACACCCAGGUCAUGAAUUGGAUAUCCAGGUGUUAGCUUCUGAAGAGACCUGGAGGACGCCAUCACUACUGCAAGCUACAGACACAACUAAUAAAGGAAUGGCUAUUUUCUCGCAGAUCCACUUAGAGGCUGAUCCAUGUGACUAUCUCGGUGAAGAAGGUGUGAGGAGCAAUGAGGCUAGAAUUGAAAUACUCCACAAAAUACUAGGAGAUGUUCUGGGACUACACGUUAAAGAUCCUAAAGAACUCACCAACAUCGAAUACACCAGAGGAUACUUUCUAGGAAACCACCUGCAAAAGAUGUCGUUAGUUGAGGCGUGGUGUGAGGGUGUUGAGGGUGCGUCGAGGGUGCAGGAUGUGGGGGGUGUGAGGGUGCAGUGGUGCGGGAGGGGGGAGGAGGGUGUUCCGCCCGGGGAGGCCAGUCUGCCGGUGUCAUUGUAUGAAUGUCCGGAGAACUUCGAUACUGUUGAAUAUUUUGAUAAUCUCACCUCAAAAUCACUCGGUCGUCUGUUGAUCUACGCGGAUGUAUUAUCCAGUACUCACUUCAUCAGCGGGUGUUCGUUGUCUCACGGUGUGGGCGCGACAACAAGGAGACAGGUCAAAGGUCGCGGGAGAGGAGGGAACACGUGGAUCACACCGAACGGACAGGCAGCCAUCUCUGUACAGGUAUGGCAGAAGAUAUCGCCUCUACUGCCAUUAUACCAGCACGCGGCCGCGCUUGCCGCCACGAGGGCUGUACGACUGCUACACGGAUACGAUCAGAUAGACAUACGUAUAAAAUGGCCGAACGACAUCUUCUACGGGAGGGAGAUGAAGAUCGGCGGGACCAUCACUACGGCGAACUGUAUGGGUGAUGACGUCAUCAUCGGCAUCGGUACGGGUAUAAACAUCUCUAACAAGGUGCCAACCACCUGUCUCGAUGAUAUAAUAACGGAUUACAACAAGACGCACGGCACAUCACUAGCGCUGAUAUCGAUAGAAAAGUUCCUCGCAAGAUACUGUUCAGAAUUGGAGACUAUACUGGAUGAUCUGGAAAAAAACGGCGUGGAGGGAUUCCUUGAAGAUUACUAUAAAUAUUGGAUGCAUUCAGGUGAUGAGAUCACAAUAUCUAAUGCUAGCGGCUCUCUAGUACCUGGGGUUAUUAAAGGCGUUGAUGAUGCUGGCUGGCUUUUAGUAGAAACGACAAGCGAAGACGGGGGGCAGAGUGAUGUAGUACGAGUGGCGCCCGACGGAAACACUUUCGACAUAAUGGCCGGGCUUAUUGCACCUAAGUGA